Molecule: messenger RNA, 16442 nt
Organism: Podarcis lilfordi (Lilford's wall lizard)
Lineage: Eukaryota; Metazoa; Chordata; Lepidosauria; Squamata; Lacertidae
Source: the annotation of a GenBank genome assembly
GCUCUGGUUUCCAGCCGGCGGAGGGAACGGAAGCAGCCGAGGCAGGUCCUACGGAGCGGCGUCCCCCCACCUCGCUCCCUCCGUACGCGUGCCGGGCGGGCGAUGGAGGAGGCCGGAGGGGUGUUCCCCUUCCGCGACGUCCGCUGGGAUCCGGACCCGGCGCUGGAGCCAAGCCCGGCCGUGCGCGUGCCUACUCCGGCUCCCUUGGUGCUGGACAACGGCUCCUUCCAGCUGCGCCUGGGCUGGGCCUGCCGGGCCUCCGAGGUGCCCAGCGAGCCUCUGCUCCGAUUCCGGUCGCUGGUAGCGCGCAGCCGCGGGGCGCGCGGAGGGACCGGCCCCGAGACUCAGGUGGGCAACGACCUGGGCAGCCCCGAGCCCCUCCGCUGGCUGCUGCGCUCGCCCUUCGACCGCAACGUGCCCGUGCAGAUGGAGCUGCAGGAGCUGCUCUUCGACCACGGCUUCCAGCGCCUCGGGGUCGCCUCGCAGGUAGGAGGCCUGAGGGCCAUCUAGUCCUGUGGUUCCCAGCGUGGGACACACGCCCCACGGGGGAAAAUUUGAUUUUUAAGGGCAAUUCGAGAGUGAGGUAAAGGUAAAGGGACCCCUGACCAUUAGGUCCAGUCGUGACCGACUCUGGCGUUGCGGUGCUCAUCUCGCUUUAUUGGCCGAGGGAGCCGGCGUACUUAUUAACACUAAUUUUUUCAAAAAAAAUUUUGCAUUUCUUAUGGUUCUAGGGGCCUCAUAUCACCAUCAUCACUUUUAAUUUGCAUACCGUCUUUCUAUCUUACUAUACCCAAGGCGAUUUACAAGCUGAAGAAACAAAGAAUGUACACCUUGUAACAGUCUAACGCAAUACAAAAAUGUGAUAAUAAAACAUAACUUUAAAAUAAGCAACCUACAUCAAACAAAGUAACAUUCAGCAAUCAUUAGAAUAGCAUAGAAUCAUAUUAAAUAUCAGCAUAUAAAAAUUAAACAGAAAUCUACACUUAACAAUUACAAUAAAUAAUUUCUGAACUACAAUCAAUAAAACAGCGGCAAGUAUAUAAAUAUAUAUAGUGGCAUAUACAUUGUUAAAAUUAAAAUCAGAAUGUACGCAGCGGUCAGCUGGUGACAAUGGAGAGGUUAUCUAAACAAAAGUUUUUCUAAACAGAAAAUACUAUUUUUUCAUAUCACUUCAUAUAAUUGUAUUAUUUUUUAACAAUUUUUUAGUGAUUUCUUCCUCAGCACUUCAACUGUCCUUUCUUUCUUUUAUCUUUCUCUUUCAUGGAUGCCAUGUUCUUUGGAAGCUUGUUUAGACCAAGUUAAUGGCCUUUUAGGCUUCCCCCACAUAAAUAGGAGUUCAUUUUUUGAAUAAUAAAAAUUAUAUGUCAUGGGGGGCGGGGAUCAGGAUUUUUAGAGAUGCUUAGGUGGGGCAUGGUCAAAAAAAGUUUGGGAACCACUGAUCUAGUCCAAACCUCCUGCAAUGCAGGAAUAUGCAACUGUCCCAUUCCUGGGAUCGAACCUGCAACUGUGGCGUGAUCAGCACCAGACUCUGACCAACGGACCUGCCCAGGAGUUUGUGCAUGUGCUACUCAACGUAUAUAGUUCCGUUUCAUCAGUACAGUGGUACCCAGCCUGCUUCCCCGCCAGGUGCUGAUGACUGGCCUGCCAGUCACUGCCUCUCAGGAUUCAUAGAUCAUCGAGCUGUAGAGUUGGAAGGGGCUCCUGAGAGUCAUCUAGUCCAACCCACAGCUUCCCGACUGUUUUCUUGUGUAGCUCUUUAAAUAACUUUCAAACCUAGGUAAACUGUUUUAACCAGGUCUUCAUUUCUUGCCAUUUCAUUACAGGGCUGUGUUGACCACCCAGUUGUGGUCACUGAAGCGGUCUGCAACCCUCUGUAUUCAAGACAAAUGAUGUCGGAGCUCCUGUUUGAAUGUUACCAAGUUCCCAAGGUUUCUUACGGCGUGGACAGUUUGUACAGUUUAUAUCACAACAAGAGGCAGGGCUGGCCUUGCAGUGGUCUCAUAGUUUCCUCUGGAUAUCAAUGUACACAUAUUUUACCAGUCUUGGAUGGCCGGUGAGUUGGCUGCAAUAAACUGUAUCCAAGCAUUAGUGGACAUUACUAACUUAUCAGUGGGUCAACUCUGAGUAAAAUUUAGUUGGAUGCAAUUCAGUUUUUUGCUUGAUACUUUAAAAUACUGUGAAGUUCUUCUAAAGAUGACCAUCAAUUUAUAUAACAAAGGCAGCUGCACAGUUUGGUGUUACCAACAUGUUCUGAAAGAGCAUCUUUAUCAAAUUAAUGUGUAUACUCCCUUGAUAAAAACGUUUUUGAAAGGCAUUGGGAAAAUGAAUCUGUGCAACUGUCUUUCAUUUUGUUUGUCAUCUUUACCACUGCAAUUGAUCCAUUGAUUUUGUGUCUGACUUUUACUAAUCCUGUAUGCGAGAAGUUGCUAGAAUAUGUAGAUGCUGGUACCUUAGUUCUGCUUAGUUAGGUUUAUAGUUUAUAGUCAUGGGGUGGUUGUUGUCCCCUCAGUUUCCCUCAAGUGUGUGAACUCUCUUAUGCAGUAACUAGUGGGACAUCCCUGGUUCCCAGAAAAUAGUUUUUACUUGUGCUGCAUGAAUAUUUCCUGAAGGCAACAGAAGAGAGUUGCUAUAUGAAUUGGUAUUGGUUUUCUCUGCUUCUUUGGGAGGAAGGGUGACAUAAAUUUAAUAAUAAUGAAGUGUGGAAAUGUAUAUCUAAAACAUGGACACUGAAUUAUGUUGGAGCAUUUGUUUUAAGCUGCUCAGAAUUCUGGCGUGUGUUUUUUUAACUUAGAUGAUAGUCUGCUAUUGAGAACUCUAGUAGAAAGAACUUAAUGAACCAUUCCUAUAUUGUGUACCAACUCACAUUUACUUUGUUUCUAUGGAUUGGUAGGUUGGAUGCUAGAAACUGUAAGCGUAUAAAUAUUGGAGGGUGCCAGGCUGCUCUGUACCUUCAGCGUCUCCUGCAGCUAAAAUAUCCUGGGCAUUUUGCUGCCAUUACUCUCAGCCGUGUAGAGGAAAUACUGCAUGAGCACAGCUAUGUUGCAGAAGAUUAUAAGGAUGGUAAGCAUUGCUAUUAAUGGCUGUCAUGCAGCUUUAAAGUUACAUACUAUUCCAUCAUGGUUUGGUAAAAAUAUUUUUUCUCUUAGGGUUCUGGCAAUCCCAGGAGAGAAAAAAAUCUUAAGAAGUAAUUUUAUAUUGCUAAAGAGGUAUGAAAAUAUCGUAAAUGUUAAAAUGCUAGUCAUGGUUAGUUUUAAACCUGAGUUCAGAUUUGAUUUGCAAACCUGCUUUAAAAAUAUGGUUAAUAUUAAGUAUAUUGCAGAUGUAAAACUUAAUUUAUAAGAUUGAUUAGACACCCUUCAACAUAAGGUCCAACAAUAAAAUAUGCAGUUAUAAUAACAAUGACAACCAUUGCAAUUAUAGGAACCGUAUGCAUUCAAGAAAAGAGGUAGGUCCCACCAAACAAAAUACCUUAAUUGUCAAAGGGUAAAGUCAUGCAUCUUUAGCAUACAGCAAAAUCUGAACAGUGAACAGGCUAGCUGGACCCCUCACGGGGCCACCAUCCUCUUUACUUAUGAGAGUGGUGAGACUACCAUGGGCGUCCUCUCUGUAGAUCUGAACACCUAAGAAGGUUAGUGGGAUGGAGGCAAUCUUUCAGAUAUUUGGGAUCUAAAUUAUUCAUAUCUUAAAAUACUAAUGUGAGCUAUGGUCAGUGCUGGAAAGUUAACCUGAUUUUACCUUAUUAAGCUUUUGUAUGGUGAAUAAUCCCUCAGAUGCAGCAGCUUGUCCCAAGCAGUAUCUAGUGAUGCAGAUUGCUUUGAGCAAACUUAUUUAUUAUGUGCACUUAUAAAUAAUAAAGUAUAUUAAAGGGGCUGAAUUACCUUGUUGAAUCUGGUCAGCAACUGGUUUUAGGAGGUCCAUUUGGCAGACACAAUAAAAGACUGUAUGCCUAUUCUCCAUCCUACUCCAGACUGUCAGCAAGUCAUUGCAUCAUGUCAUUUGCACACUUUCUCCCUCUAGGUUUGCAUUAGGGAGAGUUGGCUCUUGGGAUUCUUCUUGCUCAUUCUUCUGAAGCAUAGCUACUGCUUGGAACAAGGGUCUGGGACCUGAGUACCUUUUGCUCCUUUCCUUUUCAUUCAUGUCUCCUUCUACUUGGUGCAAACUGUCGGGAAAAAUAUGUGCAUCUAACAGACAAUAGCAGCUUCAAUUUGAAAAGUAAACAAGAACAGUAAUAGUGCAGGCUGUUUGUUUCAUUGUUUAUAAGCUACCUUUGAGAGUUAACCUCCCAAGGUGGCUCACAACAUUUUUUUUAAGAGAACAUUUUGUUAUAGAUUAUCAGACGGCUUUCCCUGUAAUUUCCAAAUAUCCAAACUUGCCAAAGGCGUUUGUUUAGCAGCACAGAAACCCUGUAGAGUUGUGACUGCAAAACUCAUUAUUGUGCUUCUGAAACUUCUGAGCAGAAAUGCAGAAGUGGAGGUCACCUGAAUAUUAUGAGAACCAUGUGCAUAAGAUGCAGCUGCCCUUUUCAAAUAAGCUGCUUGGGAGCACCCUCACAUCUGAAGAGAAGCAGGAGAGGCGGCAGCAACAACUUCGACGGCUCCAGGAGCUCAAUGCUCGCCGAAGAGAGGAAAAGCUGCAGCUUGAUCAAGAGAGGUUGGACAGGCUGCUUUAUGUUCAGGUAACCCUGCACAAUGUUUGAGAUGCAGCUUUGGGGAAGUUGAAAAGGAGAAGCUGAUGACAGAAGAACAUGAUAUGAAAAUACCAGAUUUCAUUCUUGGGGAAAAUACUUCAUGUCAUGGGAUCACUUUGAUAUCAUCUCAGUGAGAGAAUUGCAGAUACCACAAUAGUCGCCAGAAAAUAAGAGCAAGUUUUUUGCUCAUUUGGAAAUGUUCUCCCACCCUGGGCUUUUCUGCUAUAUUCCCCUUAGUUAUAUUGCAGCCAAUAGAAAUCACAUGGCGUUGUGUUUUGUGCGCAGGAACUACUGGAGGAAGGUCAUAUGGAUCAGUUUCACAAAGGCUUGAUGGAACUGAACAUGGACUCUGCUGAGGAACUUCAGUCUUACAUUCAUAAGCUGAGUAUGGCCAUUGAGCAAACCAAGCAGAAAAUCCUACAGGCAGAAGUGAGCGUUGAAGUGGACGUUGUUGAUAGCAAGCCAGAGGUACUGCAGUAAGGUUGCAUUAAUUCUGUCAGCACAUAACCAUAAGUAUAUGCAAAACAGUUCUAAGACUGUAUUUUAUUGGCUGUGUUACAACUUCCUGCAAAGUUGUCUAUUGCUAUAUUCUCCUGCAGCUGUCUCCUUUUUGUCUUGCCAUCCAUCACCAUCCGUCUGUCUCAUAGUGAACUCGGUGAGUGCUAACAGGACUGCAGCAAAAAUAGGGCCACUGAGAAACAAAAGGGAAGUAUUGCAUUGCUUGAGAGAAUCCAAAGGGUUGCAGAAGUAGGAAAAGAUGGGGGGGGAGCCUAAAGAGUCCCCUCCACCUAUGAAAAGAAAAUUGCCCAAUGAAGACUGAGCAUGGUCUGGGGUCACAGAAUGCUUAAUGUCUAGGGAAGAAAAUGGGAAAUGGAUGGGUGCAGAGGAACAAAGUGUCUUGAAGAAGGACAUGGCUGGCAUGAAAGAAGGACAUCAAAGACUGAACAGGAGCCACUCCACUCUCCAGUGGAGCUGCUGAGAAGUAGGAGUGGGUCCUGGUGUAUCUCAAGGUAUGCAGAAAUGCAAAAUAUAAAAACAUGGAGGAAAAUCUUCCCCCAAGAGCUCUGUGAGUCUAUGCUAAUAUUUGCUGUUCUCAGAGCUUAGUAGCCUCAUCUCCUUGCAGAAAACUGAGCUGCCAUUUGUUUUGAGCACUCUUGAGACAGACCAUAGCCUGUUUUAAAUUUUAAAAAAAUAUGGCCUAUUGGAGGUUGAGGAUAGGAAAACGGUGGAUAUUCAAGUUGGAAUUAUGCAAAGGUUCCUCGUUGGCAUUUGGCAUCUUUCUUGAGCAUUUCUCGUGCCCUGUUACAAAAAAAGUUGAAAAAUGGAGUAUGAAAUUAGGGUCAGCUUCACAUAUCAGAAUUGGGUAGAUGCCAAGAAUAUAUCCUACUUUUCAGUGUGUUUUUUUACUAAAAUGUAUCCUCUUCUGGAUACAUUUGAAGCAACUAUGUAUUGCUCCAAACUACUCAUCUCAAAAGUGAAGAUGCCUAUUGACUGAGCCACUUACCAAUAUCAUGGGCAGGGCUUUUUUCAGCCAGAACUCACCAAAAAAAGCCCUGAUCAUGGGUCAUAAAGUAAUGAAACUGGUGAAACGUUAAUGUCAAGUAUGAGGGGAAUGAUAGAAAAGGGUGUGUGAAAGUUAAUUGAAAGCUGUUGGCAUUGCAUACCACAUUCUGAGCCUAUGAUUUCCAUAAACUAUGAAAAUGAAUACUGGUCAUGUAAUGGCUUUGUUUUCAUGAGCAUUUGUCUAGGAUGCGUAGGGCAAAGGAGAACCAUGGACUGAAAUCAGUGACAUCUUCUAAGCAAGAGUUAUUUGAGGAUACAUUUUUACUUCCAUGCAGAAAAAUGUUUAAUCUUUAUCGUUAUGUAAGCCUUUAUUUAUAAGUUCUGUAAACUUUCUCAUAUUUGCUAAAUUCAAAAAUAGCCUUUUUUGGUUUACAGCUGGCAAAACCAAAUUCUUGGCAUGAAAUUCCCAAACCCCAGUUGCUUAGCAUCACAGCUCUAAGUAAAGUAGCCUACCUCAGGUUUGAAACCUCACUCAGUAAAUAGUUUUUUUUAAAAAAAAAAAUCUUCAGCCAGCACUGGCAAGAGCUAUGGAGGCAUCCUGAUUCAGUCAUUUUAGCAGCCUGGUCUUUGUUGCCCCUUCUGGCAUAAUACUUACUUUCACUGAACUUUGCUGCCUGAAAGUAGCAAUUUUCUACUAUUUACAAUCCACUUAUUUAGACUGCAAAUAUUGGUUUACCAGUUUCACAUGAACAGACAAAAAUACUUCAUAAACCUGUUGAUGAGUCUUAAAUGUACCAAGUUUGUGCCAUCCUGAACAUUUAAACUUACUCUAGUCUUUUGGUGUCAAUUAUAUAUUUAUGUGGAUUAGGCAUGCUUCUGAACAGAGGGUUUUAAAAAAGUGGAUAACUGUGUUAAACUAAUUGGAUGUAUAUAAAUAUAUUGCUUGAUUUUAUUAUCUCAUAAAAUUUAUACACAUAACACCGGUCCUGAGAGAUCUGCACUGGCUUCCAGUACAUUUCUGAGCACAAUUCUAAGUGUGGGUGCUGACCUUUAAAGCCCUAAACGGCCUUAGUCCUGUAUACCUGAAGGAGCAUCUCUACCACCAUCGUUCAACCCAGACUCUGAGAUCCAGCGCCGAGGGCCUUCUGGUGGUUCCCUCAUUGCAAGAGUGAGGUUACAGGAAACCAGACAGAGGGCCUUCUCAGCAGUGGCGCCCACCCUGUGGAACGCCCUCCCAUCAGAUGUCAAGGAAAUAAGCAGCUAUCCUAUUUUUAAAAGACAUCUGAAGGCAUCCCUGUUUAAGGAAGUUUUUAAUAUUUAAUGCUGUAUUGUUUUUAACACUCGAUUGGGAGCCGCCCAGAGUGGCUGGGGAAACUCAGCCAGGUGGGCAGAGUAUAAAUAAUAAAUUACUAUUAUUAUUAUUAUUAUUAUUAUUAUUAUUAUUUAUUGAAAACCCCUCAAAGCAGUUUACAAAAAGAUAAAACAAUAAAAUUGAGGGGGAGAAAUGUUUACUAAGGCUGUACUCCCAAGCACAUUUAGUAGCCCCCUUGAAUUUGGUGGGACUUUAUGAUUAAUUGCAUCAUCUUAGAACUGCAUAGCUGGCAUUCAGCCAGCAGGAAAGGCUUGUUCAUUCUGGUCAUAACUGGUUUUAGACCUUGGCAUUGGCAAGCCAGCUUCUGUGGCUUCCCUGUUUUAAUAUAAGAACCUGUGGUCUCUUUCGUUUUCAAGAUGCCUGAUCUGGAUCCAAUGGGCAGUGAACAAUCAAUGGAAGACGUAGAAAGCAUGAAUGAAUUUGAGCCCUUAUUUGCUGAGGAGCAACCUGAAGUUGAAAAGCCAGUUACUACAGUACAGGUUUGUCUUUAUACACAUCCUGUCUCUUAGUCUACUUUACGGUAUAUAUUUUUGCAAGGUUUUGCACAACCUUGAUGGCAGAAAGUGAGGAGGAAUUAAAGAACAUUUUAAUGAGGGUGAAAGAGGAGAGUGCAAAAUAUGGUCUGAAGCUCAACAUCAAAAAAACGAAGAUCAUGGCCACUGAUCCCAUCACCUCCUGGCAAAUAGAAGGGGAAGAAAUGGAGGCAGUGAGAGAUUUUACUUUCUUAGGUUCCAUGAUCACUGCAGAUGGUGACAGCAGUCAUGAAAUUAAAAGAUGCCUGCUUCUUGGAAGAAAAGCAAUGACAAACCUAGACAGCAUCUUAAAAAGCAGAAACAUCACCUUGCCGACAAAGGUCCGUAUAGUUAAAGCUAUGGUUUUCCCAGUAGUGAUGUAUGGAAGUGAGAGCUGGACCAUAAAGAAGGCUGAUCGCCGAAGAAUUGAUGCUUUUGAAUUAUGUGUUGGGAUUCGCAGGAUACUGAGUAAGUCUGCAGGCUUCAACAGGCUGAUGCAAUACUCUGUGAAGUGCUGGGUCAGAGUGACUCAGCAGGAGUGUGAUUAAUGUGAUUGGCUACCACCUGUUUUUAAAAAGGAAAGCCUGUUCAACAGUAACUGUGGUUGUGGUGGUUGUGCUGUGGUAUGGUGGUGCUGUGGUGGAGAGUAUUCGUUUGCCUUAAGGAGCAGGUACUCUGUAUGGACUGUUUUUGUAAAUACCUGUAUAUAGCUCACAUUAAAAAUACUGCACUGAAAAGAAACCUGGGACUCUGAGCGUUUCUGCUAAAAGCGUCACGAGGAAUUCGCGACAUUAUGGUGCUGGAGGAGACUCUUGAGAGUCCCAUGGACUGCAAGAAGAUCAAACCUAUCCAUUCUGAAGUACAGAUCUUGAAGCUGAGACUCCAAUAUUUUGGCCACCUCAUGAGAAGAGAAGACUCCCUGGAAAAGACCCUGAUGUUGGGAAAGAUGGGGGGCACAAGGAGAAGGGGGACGACAGAGGACGAGAUGGUUGGACAGUGUUCUGGAAGCUACUAACAUGAGUUUGACCAAACUGUGGGAGGCAGUGGAAGACAGGAGUGCCUGGCGUGCUCUGGUCCAUUGGGUCACGAAGAGCAUAGCUGUCAACUUUUCCCUUGUGAGGAAUCCUAUUCGGAAUAAGGGAAUUUCCCUUUAAAAAAGGGAAAUGUUGACAGCUAUGCAUGAAGAGUCAGACACAACUAAACAACAACAACAAUUUUUGCAUUCAGUCAGCUACCCUGGGCAUGGAUUUUGAACCCUGGCCUCACUGAGUAAGUCCUUGGAAGAGGAUCUAUCCCUUGGCUGAAGUUUUAUUAUCUGUCAAUAAUAAUAAUAAUAGUGACUUAAACCCAUGGCAUUGAAAAAUGAAGAUUGUAAACUCAUGUUUCAGACAGUGACUACCAAAUCCCAUUGGCUUCAACCCAUGGCUGUAAUUUUGUGUAUAUUUGGGAGUAACUCUGUGAAACGUGCUUUCAAGUAUACAUACAUAUGGUUGACCUACAGGAGUAGUGUUAAUUUCCCCUCCCCAAAAAUGCUUGUAGCAAUAGGAAGAAACAUCCCCAAUCUGCAGUCACCUUGAUCACAGUUUAUACCAGUUAUAUCUCACAUGGCAGACAUAAUGUAAACUGUAAGCACCUAACGUUUUCUAGAUACUACACCAAACAUUAAAAAUAUGAGUCCAUGCCUGAGGGCUUACAAUCUAGUAAACGCAGUACAAAAGGAACAAGGCAUAGGAAAAGAACUGGGGAAGUAAAUUCAGGAACUAAUUCUUUGAAAAGUUACGCAAAUGUUUAAUGACCAGGUAGCGUGGUUGUGGGAAAUGGUUUUGGGAGGGGAGAAGCCAAAAUGGUUCUGGGAGGGGAGAAGCCAAAAGGCUUUCAGUCCCAGCUGAUAAAGUAUCUUAUGCUAUCUCAUCUCUCCUGCUGCUGCAACUACCUAUAACAUCUCAUAACAGAAUGUGUUGAAAAGUUGAAGUCUCUCUCUGGAUGAGGGCAGACAAUACAGAUUCUGGUGGUGAUAGAGCUUAAUUCAUAUUUACAACAUAUUUUCAAUAAAAUGUCGAGCAUUACAUAAAAGGUUCUGACAAAUAGCAGUACAUUUCUGACUCUGAUAUUUUUACAGCCCGUGUUUAAGCUGGCAGAGUAUCACCAGCUCUUUAUUGGCACAGAAAGAAUCCGGGUUCCUGAAAUUAUCUUCCAGCCAUCCUUAAUAGGAGAAGAGCAGGCUGGGAUGGCAGAAACCAUACAGUUUGUCCUGGACAGGUUAGUUUUCAAAAGUGAACUCCUAUUUAAAUGACAGUGCAAUCCUGUACAUGUGUAUCUGGAAAUAAGCCUAGUUGAAUUAAAUGGUACUCUUAGGUAAAUGUGGGUAGCAUUGCAGCCUCUGUGUAUUUAAGAACAAGCUGUCACUGUUCAGAGAGUACUUGUUUUUUCUCCUGUAGAACCCAAAUAAUUAGUCUCCUCACUUUUUUUAUAUAAAAAACCCUCAGUUUUGCAAGAUUAUGGGGGAUGCCACCACAUUAAAUAAGGCAUUGUGUGAUUAUACAUUUUGUUAGCUGCCUUGAACAUAGUGCAUGAUGCAGGGCACAAAUUAUAUAAAAGAAGAUGGUUGAGAGACACAUUUGAAAGCCAUGUACACACACGGUCCCCCUGUGUCUCACUGUUAAAAUGUAAAUUAACAGGCAGUCUGAAGAGAGGAGCUUUUUACUGGAAGGAUCUUUUGAAUUGGAACAAACUAAAAUCAGAUUUGUGCUUUAAUCCUUGAAAAAGUUUAAACAUUAAAUCAGCCUCUACUACUACAGGGAUUUACCCUUCCCAUCCACCCUUAGCACAGGGGUGGGGAAUGUUUUUCAGUCCAGGGGCCACAUUCUUCUCUGGGCCACCUUCUGAGGGCCAUAUGCCAGUGGUGGGUAGGGCCAGAGGCAAAAGAGGGCAGAACAACAAACGAAUUUUACCUUUCAUUCUCUGUCCUCAAUCCCAGUCAGCUAGAAGCACUAUGAAUCUGUUAAGGCAGUUUUAUUUCUUCAGGUAUCCUAAAGAGCAGCAGGAAAAACUUGUCCAGAAUGUCUUCCUUACUGGUGGGAACAUGAUGUAUCCUGGAAUGAAAGCCAGAAUCUACAAGGAGCUGCUUGAAAUGAGGCCGUUCCAGUCGUCUUUUCAGGUGUAGUAUUGGCUUUAGCAAUGCAAUGGCUACAUGCAGCAUCCAAAUACUGUACAUGGCAAUGAUGACCAAACUUUAUUGCACAUGUGAAGCUAAGGGGGGCAUUUGAACUGAUGUAAAAAAUCUACUGAAUUGGGCAGCAAGCUUAAAGAGGGAUGUAAAUUUAUAGAAUACAUUGGUAACCAUACUGGGCAGCAUAAAGUAUGGUAAAGGUAAAGGGACCCCCGACCAUUAGGUCCAGUCGUGGUCAACUCUGGGGUUGCAGCGCUCAUCUCGCUUUAAUGGCCGAGGGAGCCGGCGUACAGCUUCCGGGUCAUGUGGCCAGCAUGACUAAGCCACUUCUGGCGAACCACAGCAACACACAGAAACACCGUUUACCUUCCCGCCGGAGCGGUACCUAUUUAUCUACUUGCACUUUGACGUGCUUUUGAGCUGCUAGGUUGGCAGAAGCAGGGACCAAGCAACGGGAGCUCACCCCGUCACGGGAAUUCGAACCGCCGACCUUCCUAGACUCUGUGGUUUAACCCACAGCGCCACCCAGGCAAAAAUAUUGUCCAGCACUUGAACCCUUAUGUUCAGGGACAGUAUGACCUCCAAUUUGCUUGUUGGGAAGCAGCAGUGGGGGAGAGCUACUGAUAGCCCUGCUUUGUUUGAGUACUUUCUUGGUUCAUCACUGAGGAACAGGAUGCUGGCUAAGAGGAAGCUUUUGGCUUUCAUAUUCUGGCAGUAGAACAACAAACGGGGGACAUGGUUGCUGCAUUCUGCUUUGUGUCUUUAUAAAGGUAAUCCUCCUUCCCGUUUUUCAGCAUACAAGGCAGGUUACAAAUGAUCAAAGGAACAAGUUCUGAGAAUGCACUGCAAGGGGCAGACCAUAGAAUAUGAAAACGUUAAAUCCAAAAAGCAAAAGAAGCACUCCUUAAAGACUUGAGGAAAAGAAAAGCAUUCUAGAUUGGUAUCUAAGAAAGAAGAACUGACACCCAGCAAACCUUUCUGGGGAAUGCGUUCUAUACAAGAGCUAGCAGAAUAGAAAAGACUUUCGCUCUGGUUGUUACAUUGCCAGCGUCAGAGGUCAGGGCCAUCCAGAGACAGCCUCAGAAGGUAACCGUAAGGAACAGGUUGUUUCAUACCAAAUAGGAUUGUCAGAUGUUUGCACCAUGUAGCUUUGCUUGUUGUCAUUCUUAUUCUGUGGCCUUUGACUUCCACUAAACAGAUCCCUUUAUUGUCUUGCUGCCAUCCAGGUGCAUCUUGCUUCCAAUCCUGUUUUAGAUGCAUGGUAUGGAGCUCGAGAGUGGGCCCUGGAGUACAUGAACCGCGAUGAAGGCUGGAUUACAAGGAAAGAUUAUGAAGAAAAGGGUGGAGAAUACCUUAAGGAGCACUGUACUUCCAACGUCUAUGUGCCCAUCCGUCUCCCAAAGCAGGCUCCGCGGGCAGCUGAAACUCCAGCAUCCAGCAAAGCGCUGGGAACUGCCGCAAACAAUGUCUCUGAGCAAGCAUAGUAUGCAGGCUGCAAUGGUAUGUAACUGCAAAAUAGACACAACCUGUGUAAAGCUUUUCAGAACUGCAAGGCAGCUGCCAUCCUGCAAAACCGGGUGCAAGUUUAAGUUCAACAUUUCCGGGCACCUCAGCUUGUGCAGUGAUCAACUGUGUGUUUUAUCCAUGGUUGCCAUGGAAGAAUUGCAGGCUCUUCACCAGUUUUUGGUGUAAAAAUGCAAAAGAAAUAUUGGCCUCAUUGAGGCUAACAUAUCAUGUGUUUUAUAUUAAUAGACCAUGCUGUAAAAAGCUGUUGGCAAUGUAAAUAAAGUCUUUUGGGUUUUCCCCUCCCCAUGUUUAUCAGUGUCAAAUGUUCCUAACCUACCAUAGGACUGAUUUCCAUAGAGGUAGCCAUAUUCGUCUGCUGCAACAAAAACUAUGAAAACCCUUAUGCCAAUAUGGACCAAAGUGUUUAUUUCAAGCUUUGGUGAAUGUGAGCUGGCUUCAUCAGAUACAUCAGUAGCAAUGUUAAUCCAGGAGGGGGAGCCUUUACCCAAAGGAAGAAGGUAGUUUGAAAGAACAAAUCUUUGCUGAAAUUGGGAUUUGGGGUUUUGUUUCUUCUUCUAGCCAUCUGUUCAGGUGGUUGUGGACUUUUCCUUUCUUUUGUUCACUAGCUAAAGGGGGAAAAACCCACAGUAUAGUUUCAGAAGUUUAUUCUGACACACGUUUGUAAAACGAGAAGGUUCAGCAAUGCAUCAGUUUAUGAAACAUUUAUUACAUAAGGGAGGCAAACACUGGUGUUGGUAGAGAGAGAAAACACCAUAUUUGGUUCAGCUAGGGCAUCCUACAUUAGUGAUGAAUUACUAAUUGAACAUGGCUUCAUUGGUUAGUGACCCCCUGCGUGCCAAGGAGAACAAAACCCUUGUUCAUUACUCUUGCUUAUAUUAAGCAGCCAUUGUUUUAGCCUGUCAUAGUGCCACACAGAUUCUCUUCUAAAUGAAUGUAUCCCUGUAUGCUUGAACAUCGGCUCUAUUAAUCAGGCACACAACUGUGAAUUAAGGAAAAACUGUAACUCUUUAACAAGGGGAGAAAAUAGGGAAAGCAAUUAGCCCAAAUUAUGGCCCAAUUUUCAACUGUCAGUUAUUGUAGUACUGUCCAGGUAAAACAGAACUUUAGUCUGCAAGGAACUGAUCCGAGAUUGCUCUUAUCACAGAAACUGGAGAUAAUUUGUAAUUAAUUGGUGCCUAAAUUCUUGUAUAAGGUCUAGUUCAGGGUUUGCUUGGGCAGGCUACAUCCAGCUGCAGGUGCUAUUUUAUUUAUUAGAUCUAAAUGUGUUUGGCUGCUGAUGUGCCCUCAAACACUCAUUAAGGUAUAGCAAAAUGUUAAUGCCAUAGUUUUCUCAAGGUGGGAAACUUUCAAGCUCUCAGAACGAGGUGAAAAAGCAUAAGCUGGGAUGUAUAGUUCUCAUUGUAGAACACUGGGAAGUUCACAAACUUAAGUAGAUUUUCUAACAAUAAAAAAGAAAAGCAGCCUAAUGGCCACAAAGAACCUCUCUGAACAAAUGUACGUUGAUCACUUCAUAUACAACAACCAAAUGUGUGUUGUAUAUGUAAUAUCCUCAAUAAAGUCUUAAUGAUCAGGAUUCUUACAACAUAGACAACACCCUGCCUUUCAGUCCAAUUUGCCAAUUGCAAAUACAUCAACACUAGCUUCUCUGCAUCAUGUACAUUUGUCUUAGAAUAGCCAUUUGGCUGUCCUCUUAAAAUUUUUCUAAAUAACUUAGGAAAUGAAUCUAUAAACUUUGUAGUUUACUGCUUUUUUAUUAAUAUGCAUCCCAACUUACGUAUUUCCUUGCUGCUGAAUGAGAUUUCCAUUUGUGUUUCCUAAGAAAAAGAUUCCACACUCCUUCAGCUCAGAUGUAAGACAUAAUACUUUUAUGUAAUGUUGUGCCUGAGCACAGGUGAUCCAUAAUAGGGAGUCCAUUUAUAGGCAGUUGGCAAGCAUUAGCUGUCUUGCCUGGUUUGUGCAGGUCUGCCACUUUUGGCCCCAGGCCACAGUCAGGGCAAUUGAGGCCCCUAAGGCUGCAGAAGUAGAUUAUCAAGGCAAGUGGUUAGGUUUCAAACAUCCUGUAUCUUUCUUGCUUUGCCUAUGUCAUUCUUGGAAUGCGAUUUAACUUUUCAACAUGGCAGUAUCUAGAACUGAAGUCAGUACUGCAGAUAAGACUGUGACCAUUGCUGAAGAGACAGACACACACAUUUCUUUCCAGUUCUUCUGUACACAGUGCUUCUGUGUUAAUGUAAGACAGUGAUUGUCUUUGAACCACACAUGUCUCUGAAAGGCAAUGAAACCCGAUUAUUGUAAACUUCAUUAUUCCUCAUUGAAUGGUUAAAAUCUACAGAAUUAUGUGACCUUUGCCAUGUUCAGAAUUGUGGAAUAUACAAAAUCCUGAGGUUAAACACACAAGAUGCAGCAAUUCUGCACUCUGAAGGCACAAGCAUUUUGUUCAUGUUGCCUGCAUGUGUUCAUUUUUGGCCUCACAGUGAUGACAUUUAGAAAAGUCCAACCCUUAUUUUAAUACUAUACGUAGGCAUAUUGAAAAAAGAUAGGGAGCAGCAACUUUGUGCAGCUGAUUGCUUGCAAGUUGUUUGUGCCCCAAAUUUGGCCACCACACAGUUUAUCUUCAAAAUGAUUGUGGUUUUUUUUUGUUUUUGUCUUGCCUUGACAAAAGAUUAAGAAUCUAAUCUCCCACUAAAUGAGUGGCAAGCGUCCUGCUGAUUUUAACGGGCAGGAUUGUACCUUGUCUUUAAAUUGCAAAGAUAAAGCAGGAAUAAUCAGGUAGUACUAUUUUUGUUUUGCCCUGCUCCUUUGGCAAGCUUUCUAACAGCACUUUAGCUUCAAAACGUCAUUCCCAGAACUCUACCAUUAACCACAAUAAUGGGUCAAUUAAGUGUACCAGGAAGUAAUGACAAGGAAAUAACAAGAGACGUGUUGAUUUCAGCUGCCCCCAGACAAAAGAAAAUUAAUGUUUGCCAAGUGGAAAAUGUUAAAAUCAACAGCAGGGGAGUGGAAUAAAUAUGUUCAAGUUUGUAAAGUCUUAUGAAGGACACAACACAGUAGAAACUAGGGCUGCAGUCCUGAGCACUCUUCUCAGGAAAAGGGUCCCAUUUAACCGAGCAGUUCUCCUGUGUGAGUAAACAUACUUAGAAGCAGCUGUAAGUCACAUCACCAGUGUUAACUGGAGUUUGCAAUUUAGUUAAACCAAUUUACAACCUAGUAUUUUGUUAUGUUUUGAUUUUUUAAAGUUGAUGUUAACCAGAAUAGCAGGUCAGCGUCACGUAUCAUUUGCUGGUUUUCUUGCUGCAACAAGCAGAUCUUGACAGGAGACAAGUGUACCUAUUUUCUUCUGACAAAGGAUGGAGAGUGGGAUUAAAGAAGGGAUAUUACUACUACAACUACUAAGCCCAUUGUUGAAAUGGGUAGUAGAAGUCUCUCUCCAUUUGCUUACCUUUGGCACUUUGCAUGGCCAAGCACAUAAAGAAGAAAAUCAGCAAUCAUUUUUUAAUUUUGUAUUAUUUUAUUUUGCUGGGUUGGUGGUGGUGGUAAUUCUAGUCUAGGGGGUUGAUGCUGUGCCUGCAAUAUGUGACUAGUUUUGAACAAGAUGAUGAUGAACCACCCUCUUGAUGAAGGGUGGUAUGUAAAUCUAAUAAGCAAAGUUUAAAUGAUGAAACAGUUUAAUUGAUG